AUGUGGUGUUCCAAGAUAAGGCAAGCACUUACUAAUUCGAGUCCACAAGCAGGAAAUGUGAUACAUCCAUUUCCUUUCAGGCAAACAACACAGUUCCGUGGCAGCACAAAAGCUUUGCUUCUAGUGCAAAAUCUCAAACAUUCAGAAAGCUAUUGCUCCUCUGUGGACGUACCAUUUUGUAUUUGCUAUUUGGAUGUUAUGGAUAAGAACAGUACUUUUCCUCCAAUCACAUGGCCACCAAAGUUUUGGGAGCAGAUUACGAUAGCCUUCACAGUGUCCAUGUUGAUUGGACUGGUGAUUGGAGGGAUCAUCUGGGCAUUUUUCACCUGCUUGUCCCGUCGCAGAGCUAGUGCCCACAUUUCCCAGGGGAGCCCCUCGUCCUUCAGCCGUCGGUCCAGACCUUCCUCCCAUGGCCACGCUGCCGGCAGGACUGGAUUUUACCGCAACAGCAGCUGUGAACGUCGGAGCAACCUCAGCCUGGCCAGCCUCACCUUCCAGCGGCAAGCCUCCUUGGAGCAGGCCAACUCUUUCCCCAGGAAGUCAAGUUUCCGUGCGUCCACCUUCCACCCUUUCCUGCAGUGUCCUCCCCUGCCCGUGGAGACGAACAGUCAGCUGAUCACCCUCACUCCCACAAACACCACCACGACCCUUGUGGGAAGCACCACCAACAGCUUGAGUAGACCUGAAUUCCACUGGUCUAACAACAACCUCCGCAUCUGCCACUCCACGCAAACCCCGCCUCCCGCCUAUGAAACCAUCAUAAAAGCUUUCCCAGAGUCCUGAGCUUCGUCCUGGCUGCAAACGCACACCUGCAUCUAAGCAGGAACCUCAACUAUCUCAACAAUCUUCUGUGCAUGAUGAAGAUCUCUGAGAAGUCUCCAGCUGCAGUCGCAGAGGGGACAUACUUUGCCAAGAGACGUGUAGCAGUGCUUUCAUGGAGCCCGACAUCCCACUGUCUGAGAGAUCACUCGUCUUUGCACUGCUGCCUUUUAUUUACUGCUCUGCUGUAUGCUUGCAUAUUUAUAGUGUUGUAUCCUUAAUUGCAGCCAUUGUCUCUUUAUUUUAGAGGGAAAAAUGCUGCCACAUAAAAACUAAAUAAUUUCUUGAAGAAACAGAUAGUACUAGAGAUUACUGAUAUACACAGCACAUCAAUGCAAAUUUCAGUAUUCCUUUUUAAGAAGUUUUGAUUUUACAUGUUUUUGUUACAUUUUCAGAGAGCACCUCCCCUUACCCUUCUUCUUGCUAAAGCCCCAGAAGAGCUUCAGUCUGAGGAACCUUAAAUGCAGACCUCAUAGAGGAUGCAGUCCUGGCUGCUAUAGACAUCCUGUUCUGUUGAUUGCAAUGAUCUGAUCUGAAAAGACUGCAUAUUAGGGAUGCUUGGUUAAAAUUCCCCACAGUGUGGGAAAAAAAAUCUGAAGUAUGUGAAGCUUCAUGCAGAAAGAAGCUUUGAACAACAUACUAAAUGCAUUAUAACAAUUAUAAAUAAUUUUUUGUCUGCAGCCAGCAGAAAAGGUAGUCACAUUUUAAUACCCAGUGAGGCUGUAUGGGCAGAACGCCUCAUGUUUCAUUUUUCUAGUUCUGGUUAUCCAGAUAAGCAGUAUGAAUGACAACUAUUUUAUAAUUAAGUUUCCUGAUUUCCUAUGGGAUUAGUCAUUUCCUUAUUUCAAAUUGUUUUUCUCAAAUUGUACCAACGUUUAAUUCUUUCUUUUAUUCACUGAAAUCUUGACUUUCACAAAACAAGAUUUCAGACAUCUGUUGCUGAAUACAGGGAUUGUAUAAUGAAUUGGGAUAUGAAGAUAAAGAUUAAGUAUUUAGUUGAGGCUUACAUAUAUUCUUGACUUUUAUAUGUGUAUCAUGCCAAGCUAACCCCUGGCUUAGUAGAGACUAAUUGCACUGAUGUGACAAAACUUUCAGGAUUUGGAAAUAACAGUGACAAAUGGAACCUGAAUUAACUCUUAUUGUAUCAGUUCCCUGUUAAAUAUUUCAUGUUCAAAUUAAGGUUAAAGAAUUUCCACAAGCAGAGGAGCUGUCCACACUCCCCACAUGAAAUUAUGCCUGUUGUUCCUAAAAGGCUUGGGCAAUGCCAGCCUCAGGAUUCUGAUGAGCCAUCUGUAGGGAGAACAAGUUCUUAUCUCACUUCUGGGAGAGAAAAAGAUUCAGUAGCUUCCGUGAAUGGGCAAAAUGCUUAACAUCUCCCAGCUUUUCCAGGCUUUUGGAGACUGGCACCACGCACCCCUUUGCUGAGGUAACACCUCUCAGGAAGCACUGGCAUUGAUCUCUGAUAGGUAUUUCAGCCAAAUACCAACCUAUUCCCAAAUAGUGCCACAAGCAUUGAGCUUACAAGCAAUACUUACUGUAAACAACAAGAAUUCCUUAUUGUAAAGGCAAAUUAUUUUCCAUAUAUUUACUGACUGGAUUUAAUUGUUUUGUUUUUAGUGUGCAACACAUCUGAAGAGAUGUAUUUCUUUGUUGGAAGAACAACCAUUUACAGAGUUUACAGAGCAUUUCAGUGCAAACACUAUGGGUUCUAGCACACCCAGAACUUGCUGAUAACACUGUAACACUGCAUUUGACAUAUCACAGGCUACAGACUUAAAAUAACAGUCCUCUGAAGAAAGAAAGUUGUGCUUUUUUUUUUUUUUUGGCCUUUUUUUUUUUUUCUUUUCUUUUUUUCUUUUUUUUCUUUUUUCAUUUAGAGUUGCUCUGAGUCUGGUGAAUUUUAUUGCAUGCAAAAAUAUGUUCAAAGUGUCUUUCCUUUAGAAUAGGUGAUGCAGCGUAUUCUAACCUGCCUACAAAAAGUAGAAUUCAAGCCUGAUCCCUUUGUUUAGUGGGUAUGAUGGACUGUGGAAGAAACAACUUACCCUACCAGCUGUAUACCCAGUGUGCACCCAGCUGGCCAAAACUGCUUGUUCCUUGACACUGAAACCAUUUCAGAUGAGUAACUUUUUACUUCUGGAUUGUUAAUGCACAUUACCUUACAGUAGAACUUUCCACAGCGCACUUAUUACACAAUUAUUACUUGUAUUACACUGUAUUUAGUAAACAAUGUAAAAAGGGAAGCUUAAAUGUACUGUAUUUUUUUUUCCUCCUGAAAUCUGCAUUGGAUAUCAAAACAUUUCUUAUGUGUCCUGGAUCAGGGAGACUAAAACCACACAUUUUUGGUGCAUAGCCAAUAUGACUGUCAGAUGCCUAAAACUUGUUUUCACAUCUGAAAUAAAUGUUUUGCAAGCAAGAAGAUUCAGAUUGUGGAAUAAAGUUAGAUUCUAUAAUCUCAAGCUCAUGUCUUUUUCUUAAUGGUGAAUACAGUUGCUUGCAUGAAAGAGCCAUUAAAGGGAAGAGUAUUAUCUUUUGUUAUGCAAGAUGAUACAGUUACAAAUGUGAAUGAGGACUGCCACCUUCCUUUGCUUGUGUGGGAAACACCCCAAAACUGAAGAUGUCAUUUGAAGUCAGGAUCAGAAUUUGCCCUAUGAGAACAGCUUCAGAGGAUUACAAGUGAGAAGGUGUCCCACACAUAACAGUGCUUACAGGUAUUAAAUCCACUGGUUUAUAAGUACUUCAGCUUCAAUUCACAUUUUGUUUGAGCAAAUGCUUGCUUUGAGCAAAAGUGUAAUCACUAUUCAUGCUUAAAUGAACUCAUGCACAUUUUAUUGCAUUAGGACCAAAGCACACUGCACAGGACCAACCCUCAAAUUAACAUUGGGAUUCAGGAAUCAUUGUUUGAGAUGCAAAAAGAUUGUAUUUGCUUAAUUAUAUCAUCUUUUAUUUCAAUUUAAAAUACUAGAAAGAAGGGCUGAAUUACAAGUGUGUUACUGAAAAUUUCAAGAUUUCAGAGUGUUCACAAGCUUAAAUUGACAAUUGUUUUGCAUGCAAUACAAAUAAAAUGGUGCUCCCAGAAUCACAUAGGGAGUGAUAAGCAGAACUUUGAUCAAGAUCCAGAUGUCCUGACACCUUGUUCUGAGUAAGCAGAACUACUCCUCUUCAUGAAGAGAAAUGCUAUCCUGUUAUUGUCCAUGUCCACAAAAAAGUGACUCCAGUUAUAGGUUCCUAUAGAAGACAAAACUUGACAGCUCUUUGUCAGAGAAUAUUAAUUUUCCAUCUUAUUUACAAGAGUAGCUCAUGCUAUAUUCCUUGACCUUUCCCCACUGAAGAGCUGCUGAUCACCUCUUUAGACAGCUACUGAUUAUCAUACUGUAACACAUUGAACAUGCAGUAUUUUUGCCAAGUCACAUUUUUAAAGUUCACUUGUAAUUUAACAUGAAGCUUUUCAAUCAUCUCAACAUCUAUUCUUAAGUAUAAACUGAAAAUUAUGCUCACUAGGACAUAUCCUCUCAGAGGUGAAAUGACACAUGCCAGAUCCCUCACCUAUAAGCACUUGAUAAAAUUAGAUGAUGUCUGUGAUGCAGUACAGCUUCUGGAACAAAAAAAAAGAAAGAAAAUUCUAAUUGGAAAUUGACAUCUGCCAAGACCAGAGCAGACUAAACAAAAAGGUGUUGAUAUAACUUCAAAAUAUUGAGAACAGUAUUUUAGAAACUAAACUUAAAAAUUCUUAAAACUCAAGGAAAAUACCUGUAUCUUCAUAAAAGCGAGUUAAUAAAGCAAUUGAGUAUUUGGAGUUCCUGUAUGACUUUGUUUGGAUAUUUACCUUUCUGAAUGCCAAAAAUGAUGACAAGAUCCUAAUCUCUUAUUCAAUCUAAUAUUAAUAUUGCUUACAAUUGACUCAGUGUUUUUCAACCAGCUGGACUAGACAGUUCUGAGAAAACUACUGCAGCACUCCAUAGGUGAACUACUGCUGGCAGCAGCUCUUUUUGAAGCACACAAAGCAACAAACUGUCUUGCACUGUAGCAGCAGCAACACCAGUGACUCC
This is a messenger RNA of Prinia subflava (tawny-flanked prinia), 4865 nucleotides long. It is a transcript of the gene MYCT1, whose product is annotated as MYC target 1. The coding region runs from base 1 to 783 and encodes 260 amino acids. The record is from RefSeq and is a predicted model, not a curated record. Lineage: Eukaryota; Metazoa; Chordata; Aves; Passeriformes; Cisticolidae. The transcript has 2 exons. Gene Ontology annotation, cellular component: nucleoplasm.